CACAGGGCAACGUAAAUAUUAACGACUUCUGUUCAUAAAUCCAAGCGUAGAACAACUCCCCUCUCUCUAUCUCUCAUAUAGACAAUUUAUAAUGUUCCGUCCCACCGUCCUCUUCAAUGCUGCCUCGCGCGUUGCUGCCGUUCGCGCACCCGUCUCUCGCUUUGCCGCUCCCGCUGCCUUCACUCGUCUGUACUCGGCUGGUGCUGGUACUGCCAACAUUGAGUCGCGUGUUUUGGACAUUUUGAGAGGUUUCGAUAAGGUUGACCAGAGCAAGGUCUCAUUGGACGCCCACUUUGUCAACGAUCUUGGUUUGGACAGCCUGGAUACCGUCGAAGUCGUCAUGGCCGUUGAGGAGGAAUUCUCGGUCGAGAUCACAGACAAGGAUGCCGACGAGAUCAAGACUGCCAAGCAGGCUAUUGAAUAUAUCAGCAAGCGUGCUGAUGCCCACUAAAAGCCCAAGUUAUAUUCGCAUGUCCUUUUUCUCUUUCCCUUACUGCACCCACUCUCCAUAUACACACACCAAAACACAUGCUCGUAUAUAUACACAAGCUUGUUUUCUAAUACAACAAAAGAAAGAAAAACCAUGUCUGGGCUAUUAUGUUUUUUUGACAACAAUCUACAUAGAGU
Messenger RNA from Zychaea mexicana, 627 nucleotides. Its product is annotated as acyl carrier protein-like protein. The transcript is spliced from 2 exons. Gene Ontology annotation, cellular component: mitochondrion. Bases 92 to 451 code for a protein of 119 amino acids. Lineage: Eukaryota; Fungi; Mucoromycota; Mucoromycetes; Mucorales; Lichtheimiaceae. Gene Ontology annotation, biological process: fatty acid biosynthetic process. Gene Ontology annotation, molecular function: acyl binding; acyl carrier activity. The record is from RefSeq and is a predicted model, not a curated record.